Molecule: messenger RNA, 1749 nt
Organism: Drosophila arizonae
Lineage: Eukaryota; Metazoa; Arthropoda; Insecta; Diptera; Drosophilidae
Source: RefSeq, a predicted model, not a curated record
CCUAGCUAGUUUCAACUUUUGAUCCCCAUAAAUUGGUGCCAUGGCGAGUCAGGAAAUCUUUGAAAUAGGCGAAAUUUCGGAAGCGCAAGAAGAUAAAUGCUUGAUCUAUGAUAUUGUCGAUGGCAUAUUUCAGCGUUACGAGGAAUCUGAAUCGCAGCCUGAGGCGCAAUGCAUGUCAGGCCUGGACAUUAGCCAUGUGGACAAGCGUUUGCUCUACUGGAAGGAUAUGAUUCAGAAGCGCCGAGCGCUGCAGCGAAGACUAUGCCUGGCCACGGGCAGGCAGCCAGAGGAGCUGCUCUUCAAUCUGGACAAUCGCGAGGAGCAGACUUUCAAGCGUAUUCUGGAUCACACCUCGCGUAAAGAUAUCUUGGUGUCCAAUGAAUCGCUAGAUUAUGUGGAAAUUGUUGGUCUACCAAAACGGAUUAGUGAGGAGAUGGAUUGUCCGGGCCCUAAGCGAAACUCGUGGGGCGAGUCGCAAAUGCUUGCGACGUGUCUACAGCUAGAGAAAACAGGCAUUAGAAAUGUUCUCGAGUUCUGUCCGAAGGUCGAUCAACUUAUGUUGGUCGGCCGGAAUCUGUGGCGUAGGCAGCCCUGUAUGAGAACAUCGGGUCAUACGAUAUCGAGUAUUACGCCAAGCGAAGUACUCGAAAGGCCAGCCGAAAAGUUAGCAGCGGCUACUUCGAAAACCAGAAUUCUGCAAGCCGCCGCCUCGGAGCUGGCGGUGAGCUUCAAUGGCACCACGUAUCGGCGCCAUCGGCCGGAAUUUUCGCCCAUUGUGGAGCGUAAGUUCGUGAGCAAUCCGUACGAGUACUCCUAUCGCACCAUAAUACGCAUCGAGAACAACGGCCGUGAGUUGAUCAACUUUAGGUGGAGCUGCGCCGAGUCGUUUGCCUACAAUCGAUCGCUUUUCAGCAAGCCGGACGAUGUGUUCGUCUUCGACAAGGAGCCGUUUCCCCUCCGGCCGGGUGGGGUGCGCGAAGUAUCGGUGCUCUUCCGUCCGCGCAAGGUGGGCAUCGUUAAGCAGCGAUGGUUGCUCAAGACAAGUCCUCGCAUAUUCUUCCGCUGCCCCUAUGCUCUGACCCUCAACAUGCAUGGCAAGUGCACGCCCCCGCAGGAGUACCUCCAGUUGCUGCGAGAGAGAAUGCUCCUGAAUCGAACGUAUGCGACGAAAAGAGUAGCGCGACCACAGGCGAUGCCCAAGCCGCUGCCGAUUCUCUGCCCGUAUGUCAGACAGCUGGAGGACAAUGAGGCCUUCAAUCAGCGCAACGUGGGCUUCCAUUGCGAGCGCGAGCAUGACAUGAGAGACUUGAAGAGGUUUUUCUAUUUGGUGAGGCCAGAGAACUGUGGCCUGGAAUGGGACUACAGUGUGAGCCUGCUAAUUGAGCUGGUCUGCAUCAAAGGGGACACGCAACAGCGCAUCAGCCUCUUUGAGCAGCUGCAGUCGCUCUUGGCGCCGCUGCGUGGCCGAACAACGCCGCUCAAGCUGAGCGAUUCGGUUCACAGGCUGAAGCAACGGCAGUGCACGAAAUUCAUCUUUGUGCGCGGCAUCAUCGCCAACGGCAUUGAGCUGUGGGAGCAACAGCUUUCCAUGUUUGUGCCGCAGAUAUGCACCAAGGGCAGCUGGGCACAAAAGAAAUCCCUUCGAGACGCCAUAUAUAUAUACACGUUCUAUAGACUGUGCAAUAUUGCCGAAAAUAUUGUCUCCGUCAUCGAGAGCACUGAGCAUGUCUAGUAGUAAAUGUAACUAAA